AAGCAGAAAAGUACCGUCACAAGGUCACGUUGUGUUACAUACCCGUCGCAGCGAACUGGUGUUCUACAAUUGAGCCUUGAUUGCCAACUUUAGUUUCUGUGUCGCUUCAGUGAAUCUGAGUGCAUCAAUUACUUGGGGAACGUGUAGCUAUUGGCAUUCAAAGCAAAAACCAGUCAGCAAAGCUAGGGACGGAAGCGGCUGAGUCGACCAGCUCAGACCGGGCUUGUGAGAAACGUCAAGCAUUGGCACCCGUACAGUGUCCGCUCAGACCACCGGUUACAACUAUGCUUCCGCAAAAUGGAUUUGCCAGAAAUCCCCAGCAAGUGCCCUCAUUCGAUAACUCAUACAACCAGCUGGAUGGGCCGAUGCAAAAACAAAUGAUCGCCCUCAACCAGGCCAGCCAGGCUAGAAUGAACAGCAAUUCUUCGUAUAUCAACGGUGGCGGCACAAACUCGGCAUCAUCAUUUCUCGGAGGAAUGCAGGAUGUUGGACUGGGUCAUUCCAGUUUCCAAGUCACCCCGUCCAACAGUCACCCAAAUUCGCUUAACGCCCCUUUCUUUGAUCCCUCUAUGUCACAAUCCUCAAAUUCUCUCAAUCGCCCUCCAAAUAUCAUGGAGAGGUCACACGCCUUCCUCAAUGGUCUCGCCAGCUUCAUGGCGAAGCAAAACACCCCGUUACCACCCACAUUGACCGGCGUUCCAGUUCCCAACUACGAUCCCUCGACCUCCAUGUUUAACGAAAUCGAGUCUUCAGCCGAACCAGGUUCAUUCAGGUUAGCAGGGAAGGAUGUGGAUAUGUUUCGACUAUGGGGAACCGUGUUACAACGUGGUGGUUCGGCGAUGAUUACCAAUAACAACCUCUGGACGUCACUUCUUCCUUUAUUUGAACUUCCAGAACAUUACCCGUCUAUUGAUGGUAGUAGUGUGGUGUCUGUUGCGCAGUCUCUACAGCAUUUUUACAACCUCAUUCUCGGCGCUUUCGAAGAUUUCUAUCGGAAAAAUACACUCGAUAAACAGCGAAUGCAGGCUCAGGCAAUGAGACAAAUGAAUGGCGCCGGUCCUUUACCCGCAACCCCCACUCGACCUGGGCCUAACCCGAUGCAGAUGGCCCGAGCAGCGCAUCCCGGGGUACCUACAAAUGGAAGUGUUGUUUUCCCUCAGAACACGCCAGGAACACCACAGACCAUGAAGGGCUCGGAAGCUUUCGUCGAAAGCAACUCAUCCGAAGAUUCGCAGGCAUUAAAGCGAAAACUUGAGCCAGAGGAACACGAUUUAAAACGCGUGCGACAGAGAACCGAAUCACUUGACACCGUUCUCCCGCCGGGAGGCGACCGAUCUGUUGCAGGACCCUUCAACUCCACUCCUUCCCAAACUUCCACCAUGAAUCCGCAACCCAGGGUCCGACUUGAACCGUCACGUCGGAAGAUCGAGUAUGUUCCGCUCGCACGAGAAGUUGAAACCUAUGGAGGAAGAGAUCUGAAUCAAAUUGAAGCGGAGAUUGUACAUCAAACAAGGCGACAACUGCGGGAACUCGGUGACUGGGGCAUAAUCGACAUUGAUUCGCUGACAAUGUCGAUACGUUCACGUUUGUCAACGGAGCUAUCCUAUGCCUUGACGACAUUUACUCUACUGUCCACAAUGAAGGGACAGCAGCCCAACACAGGCUUUCCCCUGCACAAUGCGCCAGAUCUGUUAGACGAAGUUCUCGAUCUUUUAGAGGAUCUGGCAUUCGAAGGCGUCGAGGACUCGUUCGACUCACCGAGUGAGGAGCCGGAGAUUAUUACAAAUCGGAGGCUGGUCAACGCUAUCAUCGAAGCAGAGAGCUCCCCAUUUGCGGGACUUGAACGACAUAAAACGUGCACCGACCACAAUCUAGGUCUACGUAACAAGCCAGGAACAAUAAUUCUCGCCAUCUUCAAUAUAAUACGCAACCUGUGUGUAAUGUCCGACAACGGGAGCACCAUAGCACGGCAUCCCCGAGUCCUUGAACUCAUGCUGAGGGUGUGCGAGCUGUCGUUUGAUGCCGAACUUCGCCCUGCGUCUCCGUCCCUUUCUCUCAGUGAAUUCCUCAUUGCCAGGAAAGAUACCUUGUAUACUCUGAGCUCCAUUGCUCCCUUCAUACACCUCUCCGGUGAUGGCUCGUUGACCUCGAAACAUUCCCAACGGCUCACCAAGCGUAUAUUUUGUUUGGUAGCGUCCUACCUCGUUGACCCCGUGGAAGCGGUUACCCCAAUGGGUUGCGCACAAAUUGUGAGUGGGAUGACCAUACACAGGCCGCCGGCUUUAGCCGAUAUUGCUUUGGAAGUCCUUACUAGGAUCAGUUUACCGGACCCAAACCGUCAGGUCUUUUCCAAAGCCAUCCCUCAAGCAUCCCUCUGGUGUUUGUUCGUAUCCCUUGUUCGGCGACUCCCCGUUGUGGAUGCCGAUUUCCACAUCGUCAUGAUGUCCAAGGACAUCUGGCUCAGCUAUCUGGAGAAACUCAUUAUGGCACUUUAUGCACUGGCGUUUCUCUCCUCCCCGAAGCUAAAAACCAAAAUGAAAACAGAUCGAAGUGUUGGAUACACGGGUGUCAUGAUUAGGUUGAUACAUAAGCUUCUAGUCCAGAGCAACACAGAAACGCGACAGGCGUUUUAUAUCUGCUUGCGAAGGGCGGUUGAGACAAUGAAGGUUCUCGAUGAUGGAGAGGAUCCGUUUGAUGUCUCAGAGCCGACGGUUGCUACGCUUUCGUUUGGAGUGGGAUAUGGUGAAGUUGGUGAAAACGAACUGGAGAAGGGAACCGGUCUCUUAGGUGGACGUCGUGAUCUCGGAUGGGACUUGAUACUGACGCGAGAGGUCAAUCAUGAUGAGCAGAUGUUCUCCGAGUUGGAAAGUCUUUUGCGCGUGCAAUUUUAAUGAUAUCUGUCCUGUACAUAUGAGUAUCAGUAUGGCUCUGUUGUUGUGUUAUUUGGUUAUACAUCCCUGUGCAGAUCCCACCUGAGUGAACACCCAAAAUUGUCGCUCGAUGUUGAACUUGAACUGCCAUGUCUGAAUUACCACCUCCCACAUAUUCUCAACGAGACCAAGACAACGCCGAAUCGUUCGAGGAAUCACAAAGCGACGCUUCCCCACCACCUCAGAUACUCAUCGUGCCGACCGUCGUGAAUUUCCAGAAGGGAUUUCUCGGGGCUGAAGGAGAACGGGCUGCGAUUGAAGGGGAGCUGCAGCUCAAGGGUGCCAACCCGACUGAUUGGAAUAAAGUUACAGUGGGCUUGCGCACAGUUGAAGCUGCUUAUUCGCGCGAGAUUGAGCUCAAUGUCUCCGAAGUUGUGUUGGUCUCUCAAGCACCUGAUAUUCCCUCAACCUCCUUUCCAUCGUCCAUGCUUUUUGCCAUACCUCUCAUGCAAGAUACACCGCAGACGAUAAUUACCCCGGUAUCCUAUCUAAAACACACUUUGACCGCAACCUUACAUCCUAGUGAUCCUCUUGGUGUCCCAGUUUUUGAAAGUCUUUCUGUUCAUACAAAGCGAUACACCUCUCACGACCACAUGCUCUCAGUCAACCCUGAGAAGCAUAAAUUGAUAGAGCCGAC
Messenger RNA from Marasmius oreades (fairy-ring Marasmius), 3567 nucleotides. RefSeq lists its product as uncharacterized. Gene Ontology annotation, molecular function: DNA binding. Bases 285 to 2891 code for a protein of 868 amino acids. The record is from RefSeq and is a predicted model, not a curated record. Lineage: Eukaryota; Fungi; Basidiomycota; Agaricomycetes; Agaricales; Marasmiaceae. The transcript has 6 exons.